Scomber japonicus (chub mackerel) is the source of this 2203-nucleotide messenger RNA. Its product is annotated as thrombomodulin-like. The coding region runs from base 207 to 1841 and encodes 544 amino acids. The record is from RefSeq and is a predicted model, not a curated record. The transcript has a single exon. Gene Ontology annotation, cellular component: extracellular matrix; external side of plasma membrane; membrane. Gene Ontology annotation, biological process: cell migration. NCBI's taxonomy places the organism in Eukaryota, Metazoa, Chordata, Actinopteri, Scombriformes, Scombridae. Gene Ontology annotation, molecular function: extracellular matrix binding; extracellular matrix protein binding; calcium ion binding.
UCUUCUUUGCAAGUUGUCUUAUGGAGAGGAAGUUUGUUGCUAGACAGUGAGUGGCACGACUGGCCGAGAACGACUUCCUUCCUCCGCCGGGACACUAACAUGGAGUUGGGGGCUUAUAAAUGCGAGCUAAACACUGUCUCAUGCAAAGAAUCGCAUAGGCUGCUGGAACGUGCAAGACCUUAAACGGACGCAACCAAGGUUCAAAUAUGAAGGAUGUUAGGGGACUGUUGGUCGUCGUGUUGACUACCCUGAUGGGAAGAGUCGGCGGGAUAGAGCCGAGUAACGGAUACUGCAUUGGGAACCAGUGCUUCAUGGUGCUUCAUGAUUCCAGCGAUUUUGCAACCGCUCAGAAUCAAUGCACAAAACAAAAUAGCAACUUAAUGACGGUGCGCUCGUCUGUAUCCCAUGAUAGUCUUGUUAUCUUGUUAGGGAACUCUACGGGGCGGUACUGGAUCGGUUUGCAUAGACCGACCGGUUGUCCCAGCAAUGAUGCUGCGCUGAGUGGCUAUGAAUGGGUGACUAAAGACACCGAAAGUGACUUCUACAACUGGGUGAAUUUUAACAGCAGCUGCUCGUCUCCCCGCUGUGUCUCAGUCGCCCUUGGGGAGGAUUUUAAAUGGUUCCAGGAUGCAUGCGAGGGACAAGCUGCCGGGUUUCUCUGUGAGUACAGCUUCCAGGAUCCGUGUAAAAACCUACAGGUUGCAGUGAACGAGACUGUGGUCUACAGUACCCCCAUGGGGUUUGAGGGCGAGGAUUUACUGUCUCUCCCCCCUGGAACCAUCGCUACCAAGAUGCCAUCUGAGACCAAAUACGUGUGCUUCAUUCAACAGUGGCGACAGGCACCCUGGAGCUGCGAGAUCCACGAAGGUGGUUGUGAAUACAAAUGCGCUGAGAACCCCAACAGUGUCCCCUCCUGCUACUGCCCGACGGGACAAAUCGUCAACCCAUCUAAUAAAGUCACCUGCGAGAUGGCCACAGAAGACCCGUGCCUGCACCUACGCUGCCAGUACGGAUGCUUCAAAACCGGUGAUUCUUACGUGUGUAUAUGUGACCAUGGCUAUAAACUGGCGCCGGACGGCAGGUCGUGCGUGGACUUCAAUGAUUGCAAGGACGAAAGGCAGUGUCCCGGUGAGAACUUCAUGUGUGUCAACACUCCUGGCGGGUUUCAGUGCGUCUGCAUGGGUGGAUACAAGUUGAUCAACGACCUGUGCGUCGACGUGGACGAGUGCGCAUCUGCCCCAUGCGAGCACCAAUGCGACAACUCACCUGGUAGUUACAAUUGCUCUUGUUAUGAUGGCUAUAAAGAGGAUCCAGAUUCUCCUAAUAAGUGCAAACUCCACUGUGGUUUAGAGGAAUGCGACGCGGUAUGCGACCCAAAUAAUGUGUUCGAAUGCUACUGCCCUGAGGGCUACAUAGCAGAUGAAAGAGGGGACCGUACAUUUUGCGUAGACAUGGAUGAAUGCUCUUUCUAUCAUUGUGAUCAAGGCUGUGAAAACACAUUCGGCGGCUAUGAGUGCUCUUGCCGUCGAGGAUACACUCUAGUUGAUCAGUUCAAGUGCGUAAAAAAUGAGGAUUGGGAAGAUGAACACAGCUCCACAGCUCCAAACACCAUCACACCAACACCAUUUAUGCCAUAUCCAGAUCCAACAUCGCAACCCUCAGGGGUAACAGUGGGGGUUCUGGUUGGGAUAAUAGUGUGCACUGUCUUUUUAAUUGUGCUGGUGGUUUUUCUGGCUCAUCACUUCCUCAGCGGUAGGGGAAAGAUGGAGAGCGCCGCUGCGCUCAAGGCUUCGGAGGGUGAGGCUCACGGUUUACACCGGGUGACAGGUGACAUGAGUUAAAAAGACGAGCCUCACAGAGACACUUAAAGCACGACAUGUGAAUGUACAGGUCAACCCUCGAAAACAGAACUUCAGUAACAGUUUUGUAAAGGUUUUGAAGGAUACACAUUUCACAACAAGGAGGAAUUCGACGGGAAUGUGGUGAUGGCAUAUGAGAUAAGGUCACUAUAAACUCACAUGACAACAAAAAUAGUAGCUAUAGCCUACACAUAGUUCACUGCUUUGUAAAUGAAGACCGGUUUUAUCUGCCAUUCAAUUCACAUACAACAUAUGCAAUGUAAUACAAAAAAUGACAAAGAACUUUGUUUUCUUUAAACUUUGUGUUGUAAAGUAGUCUAAUAAAUUGUAAAAAUAAAAAACAA